UUUCUAUGAACUAGUUUGUCCUGCAGUUGUAUAGCACAAGAAUAUUCAGGAUGAACAGACGUCCCUAUAUGUGGCUGAAGGCAGUUGUAGGCAUUGGCGUGGUUUUGCUUCUAACUUACAAAUAUCGUGGCGUUCGUACUUUUCAGAAAGUUUACGUCUUGGAAAAUAAAUAUGAACAAUCUGGACAUCCCCCGUAUUCUGUCGACAACUUUAACAACCACAAAACGAAACUCAAUACUCACAACAAUGAAGUAAGCAAAACGAAAACAGAUUCAAAGACCUUCAAACCAAAUCCUGACCAUAACUGCAUCGCGACCAUUCCAGAGAAAUAUAUAACGAAUGGCAAACAACCGGUGCUAAUUCCAGACGACCAAGAACUGACGUCACUGCCAGAUAAUGUAGUCAGAUGUUUGUAUCAUCGUUAUGUGACAACGCUUCAGUACUUCUGCGGAUACAAGGAGCGAAUUGGUCAAAUUCCUCGAAAUGGAUGGUAUAUUUGUGCUGACCCAUCAUUUGUGCCCAGCAGUAAAAACUGUGUCGUAUUUUCUUCAAACAAGAAGUUUAAUGACAACAUUUUCCUAUCAGAUAUAAAGGCGCGGUAUAAUUGUCGGACAUUUACAACUCCUCUUUCUCAAUCAGAUUCCCUUCAAAGCUGGAUUACUAAGAACAACGUAGGAAAUACCAUAAUUGACGUGCUGACUCUGUCAAUUAGUACUUAUACCGAACUAGAAGUCAUUGAUAAAAUGGUGGAAGAAAAGUCCAUUGGAAAAGUAAAACAACUCCUUCUGGAACUUCAUUUUGAUCCCUCAGUUACCAAGAAAAAAGAUUAUAUUAAGUUAUUAAAACGCUUACAAAUAUUGUUUCAAGCAGGCUUGCGUAUCAUCUGGUACGAUAGGGUGUUCCAAUGUGUAGGGGUCAAUAAAUUCAACAAGUGUUACGCCAUUUAUUUCGUUCAGAGGUCUUUAGAAGACAAGGAGCAUACAUUCAAAGAAAUGAUUCUACCCUCAGAGGACAUGAUUCGUAAACUUCCAACUCAAGAAUUACAAGAUUUGUAUUUCCGAUAUCUAAUGACGACCCAAUUUUUGUGCAAACAGAUCGUACGAAUUGGGAAAGUGUUGGACGGUGGGUGGGAUGUAUGUCAUGAUAUGAUGCUGAAGAUUGACAGAAACCCUUGUAUCGUUUACUCAUUUGGUAUAAACAACGACUUCUCGUUUGACGAUGACAUGGCCAACACCUAUAACUGUAAUCUGCAUUCCUUUGAUCCUACAAUGAAUAAGAAAGAUUUUAAACAUUCUGAAAAGGUUUGGUUUUACAACAGAGGUAUAGGGGACACGUAUAAGAAGUUUAGAUCGGGUUAUGUAGCACCUCUUGAUAAAAUCAGAAAAGAUCUGAAGCAUGAUAAAGUACCUAUUGCUGUUAUGAAGGGUGACACAGAGGAAGCCGAAUGGCCGUCGACUCUUCAGAUGUUAAGAACAAACCAGCUAGCCGAUGUUUCUCAGUUUUAUCUAGAAUUCCAUUCGAAAGGAACAGUGGCUGAUCACGUGAUUCUUCUAAAGAAAUUGCAUGAUGCGGGAUUCCGUAUAUUUUGGUUCCACACAAACCCAGCUUGUUUUUUCAAAGCUAAAAUAGGUCAAUAUUCACGGUGCAUGGAGGUUUAUUUCAUGAACACUAAAUAUCCAUUUAAUUCAUGAAUCAGCAUCAUCAAUGACGGUAGAGUGAAAUUGAUUUUGUAUUAAUAUGAUUUCAUACGCAAAAAAAAAUUGAAUAUAAUAAAUACCAAUAUAAGAGAAUGUAUGUGAUAUUUAACGCUUCAUUCACCAUACCAUGUGUAGUUAUACAGAAUCGGAAAAUGAAGUUCUCUAAAAGUGCGUCUCUGUGCAGGAAUUAAUAUUAUAUGUAUUUAAGAUAAAGUGUAUUAAUUUAUUAUUUAGUAUUAAAUGAAAAUUAGGUCUGGAUUAUUUACGAGAUCUGAAACAAAUUUGUAUACAAUUUGUGUCUUAUGUACAUGUAUAUUUAUACUACUAAAUAAAAAUUAUGUUCUGAAUUUC
Magallana angulata is the source of this 2048-nucleotide messenger RNA. RefSeq lists its product as uncharacterized. The transcript is spliced from 2 exons. Bases 51 to 1691 code for a protein of 546 amino acids. The record is from RefSeq and is a predicted model, not a curated record. Lineage: Eukaryota; Metazoa; Mollusca; Bivalvia; Ostreida; Ostreidae.